Agrilus planipennis (emerald ash borer) is the source of this 2473-nucleotide messenger RNA. Its product is annotated as glutathione hydrolase 1 proenzyme. Lineage: Eukaryota; Metazoa; Arthropoda; Insecta; Coleoptera; Buprestidae. Gene Ontology annotation, molecular function: glutathione gamma-glutamate hydrolase. Gene Ontology annotation, cellular component: plasma membrane. Gene Ontology annotation, biological process: glutathione catabolic process. The record is from RefSeq and is a predicted model, not a curated record. The coding region runs from base 282 to 2261 and encodes 659 amino acids. The transcript is spliced from 10 exons.
AUUUCAAAGAGGUUAAAACUUAAGAUCUAAAGAAGGACAAGUUUCUUAGGCAAAUUUCUACAAAACUCUUUCAUACUUAAAGAUAUUUGCUGUUGUUCGGCUGUUAGCCGAUAGAGAGCCCCAAAAUGCAACUAAUGGUAUUGAUUUUAAAACAAAAUGGCACUAAGGUUCGGUUACCAGUAGCAUUAGAUACUUAUUUUUUUAUUUAUUUCUGACAUUACACAACAGCAUUCAAAAAUAAUAAUGGUUAGGUACUACAAAUUAAGUCAGUUUAAAUUAUUAUGGUAGAUCUAAAAAAUGGUCACAACAAGGCUUUUGUAAACAGCAAACAGUUAACACGAAAUAGACGAAGUUGCAUCAGAAAAAGAAAUGCAUUUUUAAAUAAAAAUAAUAAUCACACAAGAGAAAUGCUUAGUACACGCGAUUCUGCUUCACAGUUUCUAGUUGAUAGUGAUGGUGGAGAAGGAACUGUAAACAAAACUCCAAGUUUAUCACGAGGGAAAAAGAUAGGAAUACUAGCACUCAUAUUGCUCAUCCUCGUCUGUUUUCUUGUCGCUUUCUUGUUAAGAACUCUUGCAAACGAUGAUAACAAAGAACUCGUACCCCCCAACCCUACUAAACAAUUACCCUCUUCAGCAUCGAAACUUAAGAUAUUCAAAAAGGCAGCUGUUUGCGCUGAUGGUCCCCCUUGUGCUGAAAUAGGAAAGUCAAUAUUAGAACAAAAUGGAUCUGCGGUCGAUGCAGCACUUGCAGCAAUGUUCUGCAAUGGACUGGUCAACAUGCAAAGUAUGGGAUUAGGGGGAGGGUUUUUUAUGACAAUCUAUACGCGAGACACGAAAACUGCUGUCACAUUAGACGCCAGAGAAGCCGCCCCUCUCAAAGCUACCCCCGAUAUGUACAAAACUGAUCACGACAAAUCAAAAAAAGGUAUUCUUGCGGUGGGUGUUCCCGGAGAAUUAAAGGGAUAUUGGGCGGCUCACCAACGGUUUGGAAAACUUCCAUGGAACAAAAUAAUUGAGCCCACCAUUGAACUGUGCGAAAGGGGCUACAAUAUAAGCAAGGUCCAAUAUGACGGCAUGCUCAGCAGCCCCCACAUGAAGAACGAUCCCGUUCUCAAAGAAUGGUUUGUUAACGAGAAAGGUAAUUUUAAUGCCCCAGGAACCCUUGUAAGACCUACCAAACUUUGUGAUACGCUGAGACUGAUAGCCCAAAAUGGCGGUGACGAUUUUUAUACGGGAAACAUGUCCCGAAUGAUCGUAAACGACAUAAAGGAACUGGGGGGUAUUAUUAACGAGGAAGACUUAAAGGUUUACACGGCAAAAUGGCGUGAACCAAUUUCGGUAACAUUUCAAAAUGAAGACCGCUUAUAUUCAGUUCCACCCCCUGCGUCUGGAGUCUUAUUAGGGUUUAUUCUCCGAAUAUUAGACGGUUACAAUUUUUCACCUGACAGUAUUAAUACUAUUAAUGACACUGUGUUAACAUACCACAGAACCCUGGAGGCAUUUAAAUACGCCUACGCAAGAAGAACAGAGUUAGGAGACCUUAAUUACGUCAACAUAACAUCGUUACUAAAUAAUCUUACAUCUUCGAAAUAUGCUGAACAAAUCAGGAAAAAAAUUGACGACACCACGACAAGCCAAAAACCGGAAGAUUAUGGGGCCGUUUUCUACAAUCAGGAAGACCAUGGGACGGCUCAUAUAUCCGUGUUGGCAGAAAAUGGUGACGCUGUUUCCGCUACAAGUUCCGUAAAUCUUUAUUUUGGUGCUGGUAUAACAUCAAAAUCUACGGGUAUUGUUUUGAACAGUGUGAUGGAUGAUUUUUCGUUUCCUUAUUACAAAAACUAUUUUGGUCUGCCAGGGUCCCCAAGUAAUUCUCUGCAGCCGGGAAAGAGGUCACUGUCAUCCAUGAGUCCCUCCAUAGUAACAGAUAAAAAUGGGGACGUUCGCGUAGUCAUUGGUGCCUCGGGAGGUACCAAAAUUACAACAGCAGUUGCGCUGGUAAUUAUGCGAACAUUAUGGUUUGGACAAAAUAUUAAGGAAGCCAUUGACGCUCCCAGAAUUCAUCAUCAAAUUUAUCCCAUGAAAGUGUCUUAUGAAUAUGGUAACCUACAGCAAGUUGUUGAAGGAUUACAAAAAAAGGGACAUAAAAUGGAACGAUAUUCAGAGAGGGGGUCGAUAAUAUGUGCCUUGCUAAUAAAGAACAGUACUAUUUUUGCAAAUGCGGAUUACAGGAAGGGAGGGGAGGUUUAUGGUUUAGAUUGAAAAUUAAACAAAUGAUUGUUUUAUUGUUAAAAGAAGAUAACAGUUUAUUAUAUUUGCUUGUGGUUUUUGCCAUGAGAUUUUGAACGAUACCGUGCCAAAGGAGAAAAACACCCCGUAGAUGAAUUUUACUAGAUUUUAAAUAAAAUAAUAUUAACCAGUUUCAAAUUAUUUAUAUGUUAAAUUAAUUGUUACAAUAAACCAUAUUACAUUCA